Molecule: messenger RNA, 2011 nt
Organism: Eptesicus fuscus (big brown bat)
Lineage: Eukaryota; Metazoa; Chordata; Mammalia; Chiroptera; Vespertilionidae
Gene: YEATS4
Product: YEATS domain containing 4
Exons: 8
Coding region: 264-947 (227 amino acids)
Biological process (GO): regulation of DNA-templated transcription
Source: RefSeq, a predicted model, not a curated record
GUUGCGCCUGCGCACGGCGCCCCCGCGCCCCUCCGGUUCCGCUCUCCGCCCGCCCGUGGGCUGAAUGGGCUUCGGGUUCCGCACCGCCGGCGAGUGGCGGGCGGCUGCUGCUCUGUCUCCGCGAGCGCCGGCGACUCGCCCUCCCUCGGCCAGAAACCGUCCGCCUGGGCCCGCGCAGGCGGAGCGGCGCCUCUGAGGGCUGCGGCGACCCCGCCGGCCUCGGUCUCUUUCCCUGGCGGCGGCGGCUUCUCCCGUAGGACAAUAUGUUCAAGAGAAUGGCCGAAUUUGGGCCUGACUCCGGCGGGAGAGUGAAGGGGGUUACUAUCGUUAAGCCAAUAGUUUAUGGCAAUGUUGCUCGAUAUUUUGGAAAGAAAAGAGAAGAGGAUGGGCAUACCCAUCAGUGGACAGUAUAUGUAAAACCAUAUAGAAAUGAGGAUAUGUCAGCAUAUGUGAAGAAAAUUCAAUUUAAGUUACAUGAAAGCUAUGGCAAUCCUUUAAGAGUUGUUACUAAGCCUCCAUAUGAAAUUACUGAAACAGGAUGGGGUGAAUUCGAAAUAAUCAUCAAAAUAUUUUUUAUUGAUCCUAAUGAAAGACCUGUAACCCUGUAUCAUUUGUUAAAGCUGUUCCAAUCAGAUACCAAUGCAAUGCUAGGGAAAAAGACAGUGGUUUCAGAGUUCUAUGAUGAAAUGAUAUUUCAAGACCCAACAGCAAUGAUGCAACAAUUAUUAACAACAUCUCGUCAGCUAACAUUAGGAGCCUACAAGCAUGAAACAGAAUUUGCAGAACUUGAAGUGAAAACCAGAGAAAAAUUAGAAGCUGCGAAGAAAAAAACAAGCUUUGAAAUUGCAGAGCUUAAGGAGAGAUUAAAAGCAAGUCGUGAAACUAUAAAUUGUUUAAAAAAUGAAAUCAGGAAACUCGAAGAAGAUGAUCAAACAAAAGAGAUGUAAACAGUUCUGAAGAGAACUGGGACGGCCUCGUCUGAGGAGUGCUGUCUGAAGGCUGUGCUGGUGCUUCUGCAGGAGAAGUUCGGCGCUGCCCUCUGCUCCCCCCUCGUUAGUCUCGUGUAGUUCGUUUGCCAAUGACUUUCUACAUUCUGUUUCUUCAAGGUAGAGUUGCCUAUAUUUUUCCCAUUUACAGUCUUAAGAAGUUUUCAUGUUCAGAUUUCAGAUCUUCAAUUCUAAGUUCAAACUGCCUUCUUAUUGAAGCAUUAUUAUUCUCUCUUAAUUGCAAUAGAUUUUCUUGAGCAGUUUACAGACAUGCUUGUGUCUGUAAAAAUAGAUUAACUUGUUCUAAUUUUCUGCUACAUCCUGUCUUGUUCUUUCUUCAAUCUUUUGUUUAUACUGUUCUCCUUUACAGUAUUCUACCAUAUUCAUUUCCAUGUUUUCUGAGGUUUACUGCUUCUUGUUUCCACUUCUCUUUUAUAUUCCUGAGUUUUUCACAUUUCUUUUGAAUUGCUUUCACUGAUAAUAACUUCUGUUGAAGUGUAUUUUUUUUCAUCCAGACAUAUAUAUACAUUUUGAAGAUGCAGGUUGCACUUUUGCUGUAAGAUCAUCAUUCUGAUAAUCUCCUUUUCUAAUUCGCCAUUUUUCUUCAUUUCUUGAUGCAAGCUAUAUUGUAGAGAUAGGUUUAACUCAAUAUAUUUCUUUAAAUGUUCCUUUUCAUGCUGAGAACGGUCCCGCUCCCUCUGAGCUCCAGCGCUGGGCGGCGUCAUGGGGUGAACCAGGGACACACGGGGAGGAACUGGACUGUCUGACAUCGGGGCAGGAAUUCAGGGGUGGCUUUCCCCCAGACGGAGGUGCUCCUAGGGGUCAUUGUUCCCAUUCAGCCUGACUCUUUUGUAUUUGAUGUGCCAGUAUCCAGUAAGUACUCAAUAAAUGUAGUUUACUGAUACGUUUCCUGCCUCAUAAUGUUUCUUUCUUUCUCUGAUGCACUGGAGCUCUCUCAUUACAAUUAAUGUCUUCAUAGUACUGUGAUCACACAUCUCUUAUUGGCAUCCAUUGUAGUAACAGAA